CAAUGCGGGCAGGUACAUCAGGUAUCUUGUAUAUCACUUCAUUACAGCUGUUGCAUAGCCGCGACGCUUAGGCUCAGGUUUCAGUGAAGCCCUUGCACCACGCACAUAACGCACUUCUGAGAGCUUUUAACUACCAGUAUAGCAUAAACUAACAACUAAAUCCUAUCUGGCUCAAAUAACCCCAACUUUCUCGGACUUUCGUUACAAGCCGCCGAAAAUGUCAGGCAAAAGCAAGUCCCGUGAAAUGCUGGAGGUCCCAGCAGUUGACCCUAUGGAGCGGAAGCUGGCCAACCUCACGCGCGAGCGGCCGUCUAUCGGCCCUGCGCCGCGCAGUGCGAUGCUGGAGCAGCUCGCGGCGUUCCUGCCCCAGAUGGCCAAGGAGAACCAGAAACUGCAGCAGGAGCUGCAGAGCCGACCCGCAGCUGAGUUUGACAUUGAGGCGGUGGACGAGGAGGCGGAGGGACCCUACAUCGAGAUGGACCUGGCGUGCGGCGUGCUGGAGCUGCGCGAUGCGGCGGCACUGGCGGCGGCGGAGCGGGCCAUGCAGGGGCAGGGCGGCUUGGAGCUUGGGGAGGGCGGGGCAGCGGAGGCGAGCAGCAGCAGCAGCGAUGACGAUAGCGACGACGACAGCGACGAGGACAGUGACGAGGACAGUGAAGAUGCGAGCGAGGGGCAGGCGGCGGCGCAGGCGGCAGCGGCUGUAGCAGGGCGGCACCACAGCAAGGCAGCAGGAGCGAAAGCGGGCGGAGGCGGGCGGCGAGGCGGGGGCGGAGGCGUGGAGGUGCAGGAGGCGAGCGAGUCUGAGCCGAUGGAUUGCGAGGACGAGGAGGGGCAGGGGCAGGGGCAGGACGAGAGCGGGCCGGGGGCAGCCGCGGGGCCGGGGCGGCCCGGGCGUGGCGGGCCGGCGCGCGGGGGCCUGGUGGGCGGGCGGCGGCGGAAGGUGGCGGCUAAGCGGUCAAAGAUGAUUGAAGAGUUAUGAUGCAACGCAGCCACAAUGCUGCGCUGUGCAAGCAAUGUAUACCGUACCGUAUAGUGUUGAUUUGGAGUCGGACGGGAGGACGAGCGUGCCUGUGCUGCGUGUGCAUUAUGUGCUGUAGAGGUGGAGGCGGAUGAGGGAUUGAGACCACAAGUUCACUUGUAGACUAGCGCUGUGUGCUGUAAGGAUUCCAGGUUAGCCGAGGGGUGCAUGGGCUGAGGCUUGAUGGCGGGGGUUGAGGUAUGCUGAGGAGCACGUGCUUUGAUGGGCACGACUGGCGCAAUGCUGAGGAGCACGUGCUUUGGUGGGCACGACUGCCGCAUCCAUAACUAGAUCGGCUGCGCUUAGGGCACGCGCCAAGGCGCAAGUCCACAGAUUACGUUACUGCAAUCGAAGCCAUGCAGAGCUGCAAGUCUGUGACGUGUCCGUUGUUGUCAACUUCCUGAAGCGGGCGUGCGGAGAGCAGAGGGAUGGCAAGGGGCUGUCUAGAGUCCGCAAGCGCUGGGGUCAGGGCCAGUCGGCCAGGUCAAUCUA
Chlamydomonas reinhardtii is the source of this 1510-nucleotide messenger RNA. RefSeq lists its product as uncharacterized. The record is from RefSeq and is a predicted model, not a curated record. The coding region runs from base 218 to 979 and encodes 253 amino acids. Gene Ontology annotation, biological process: box C/D snoRNP assembly. NCBI's taxonomy places the organism in Eukaryota, Viridiplantae, Chlorophyta, Chlorophyceae, Chlamydomonadales, Chlamydomonadaceae. The transcript is spliced from 5 exons. Gene Ontology annotation, molecular function: box C/D methylation guide snoRNP complex binding.